AUGAAACGUGUAUGUGUCAGUCGAUUCCAAUGGAUUCGAUUUUACUCCAAGGCAAAAGAAUCCUUUUUGAGCGGAUCAUCGAGUACGUACAUAGAAGAAAUGUACAAUGCCUGGAAAGAAAAUCCCAAAUCGGUACACGUGUCCUGGGACGUUUAUUUUAAAAACUUGACAAAAGGGGUGAGUUCGUAUCAAAGUCCUCCCACUUUGGGUUCCGAUAAACCCAACGAAAUUUCCAUUGAUUUAACUCCUUCGAUUAAGCAAACGACACGCGCUCCCACUUCCGCCGCUCCCAUUUCACCCGACGACAUUAAACUUCAUUUUGCCGUACAAUUAGUUAUUCGUAGUUACCAAGCCAGAGGUCAUUUGGUAGCCGAUUUGGAUCCCCUUCAAAUAAAAUUUGGAAAUACAUCAUUGUUUUACGAUAGGCAAGGGAAACCCGAUCAAAAAGUUGUCAGAACUUAUUUGUCCGAAAACUGGCAAAAUGACAUGAACAGAGAAUGUUACUUGCCGCCGACGACGUUCAUUGGAAAAGAAAAUGAAAAAACUCUUCCGUUCAAGGAAAUAAUAAGGAGGUUGGAAAAUAUUUACUGUCAAACGCUUGGAUCGGAAUUCAUGUACCUGGAAUCUUUAGAUGUAACCAAUUGGAUAAGGGAAAAGUUAGAGAGUCCGGGAAACAUGGACAUGCCCGUUGAAAAAAAAAAACUCAUUUUGAAACGUUUGGUGAGAUCCACGGGUUUUGAAAAUUUUCUCGCCAAAAAAUGGUCGAGUGAAAAAAGGUUUGGACUAGAGGGUUGCGAUAUACUCAUACCCGCCAUGAAAACCAUCAUCGACAGAUCUAGCGAGUAUGGAGUGGAUUCCAUUAUUAUGGGAAUGCCUCACAGGGGAAGAUUAAACGUUUUGGCAAACGUUUGCCGAAAACCUUUAGAACAAAUAUUUACUCAAUUUGCCGGAUUGGAUGCCGAAGACGAAGGUUCCGGAGAUGUGAAAUAUCAUUUGGGUACCUAUGUCAAAAGAUUAAAUCGUCAGACGAAUAAAACGAUUCGUUUAUCCAUUUGCGCCAAUCCAAGUCAUUUGGAAGCCGUUAAUCCGGUCGUUCAAGGAAAAUGCAGAGCCGAACAAUUCUACCGCGGAGACGCAGAAGGAAAAAAAGUUAUGUCCAUGCUUUUGCACGGAGAUGCAGCAUUCGCGGGACAGGGUGUCGUGUACGAAACAUUUCAUUUAUCUAAUUUACCAGAAUACACUUGUCACGGUACGAUUCAUAUAGUGGUAAAUAAUCAAAUUGGAUUUACAACCGAUCCGCGAUUUUCGAGAUCGUCCAAUUAUUGCACGGACGUGGCACGUGUGGUAGACGCGCCAAUUUUUCACGUUAACGCCGACGAUCCAGAAAAAGUAAUAUUCGCUUGCACGUUAGCAGCCGACUACAGAGCCAAGUAUGGUAAAGACGUCGUGAUCGAUUUGGUCGGUUACCGGAGAAACGGACACAACGAAAUAGAUGAACCCAUGUUCACUCAGCCCCUCAUGUACAAAAAAAUUAAGCAAAGAAAACCAAUUGUCGAUUUAUAUGCUGAAAAAUUGGUGAAGGAAGGCGUGAUGUCGCAGGAUGAAAUUAAAAACAUAAAGCAAACUUAUGAAAAUAUUUGCGAAGAAGCAUUUUCUAAAGCAAAAUCAAUCACUACAAUUAGAUAUUUGGACUGGUUGGAUUCUCCGUGGACGGGUUUUUUCCAUGGAAAGGAUCCCUACGAAUUGAAAUCUACGGGGGUGAAUGAAGAAACAUUAUUACACAUUGGUAAAACACUUUCCAACCCUCCGCCGAAAGAAUUAGACUUUGUUUUGCACAAAGGUUUAGAUAGAGUAUUAAAAUUAAGAAUGGAUUUUAUUAACAGUCGCUCUGUGGACUGGGCCUUGGGAGAAGGUUUAGCCUUCGGAUCGCUAUUGAAAGAAGGGAUUCACGUCCGAUUAUCGGGACAAGAUGUCGAACGAGGCACGUUUUCACACAGACAUCACAUACUUCAUCAUCAGGACAUUGAUCUGACGACAUAUUCUCCUUUAACUCACUUAUACCCGGAUCAGGCAAAUUACACCGUUUGCAAUUCCAGUCUUUCAGAAUAUGCAGUUUUGGGAUUCGAAUUAGGAUAUUCCAUGACAAACCCUAACGCUUUGAUUUUGUGGGAAGCACAAUUUGGAGAUUUUAACAAUACUGCACAAUGUGUUAUUGAUCAAUUUAUUAGUUCCGGACAAACAAAAUGGGUAAGGCAGUCAGGAUUAGUUAUGCUUCAACCACACGGUAUGGAAGGAAUGGGACCAGAGCAUUCUAGCGCAAGAUUAGAGCGAUUUUUGCAAAUGUCUGAAGAGGACGAAGAAGAAUUUCCACCCACCGAACCUAAUUCGGAUGUAAAACAAAUAUUUAAAUGUAACUGGAUAGUAGUGAAUAUAACAACUCCUGCAAAUUAUUUCCAUGCAUUAAGGCGGCAAAUUCUCCUAAAUUUUCGAAAACCUUUAAUAGUUAUGUCUCCGAAAUCAUUGUUGCGACACCCUGACGCAAGAAGCAGUUUCGAUGAAAUGUUACCGGGAACAUCAUUUCAAAGAAUGAUUUCUGAUACGAGUGAAGCUUCCAAAAAUCCUUCUAAUGUCAAAAAACUAAUAUUGUGUUCAGGAAAAGUUUAUUAUGAUUUGCUAAAAGAAAGGAAUGAUCAAAAAUUAAAUUCCGAAAUAGCUAUAAGUAGACUAGAACAAAUAUCGCCGUUCCCUUUUGACCUAGUAAAAAACGAAUGCGAUAAAUAUCAAAAUGCAAAAUUGCUUUGGGUACAAGAAGAGCAUAAAAAUCAAGGAGCAUGGGCUUUUGUGCAACCUCGAAUACUCAGAGCACUCGAUCAUUCCAGGAGUAUUUCCUACGAAGGAAGACCUGUGUCAGCUUCUCCAGCAACUGGGAGUAAAUCUCAACAUUAUAAAGAACUGGCUUUUAUAAAAAGGAGCCUGACACUUUAA
Pediculus humanus corporis (human body louse) is the source of this 2985-nucleotide messenger RNA. Its product is annotated as 2-oxoglutarate dehydrogenase, putative. Gene Ontology annotation, cellular component: mitochondrion; oxoglutarate dehydrogenase complex. Gene Ontology annotation, biological process: tricarboxylic acid cycle. The record is from RefSeq and is a predicted model, not a curated record. The coding region runs from base 1 to 2985 and encodes 994 amino acids. The transcript has a single exon. Gene Ontology annotation, molecular function: thiamine pyrophosphate binding; oxoglutarate dehydrogenase (succinyl-transferring) activity. Lineage: Eukaryota; Metazoa; Arthropoda; Insecta; Psocodea; Pediculidae.